UUGCGGUGUCAACUGAAAGUUUCCUCGCUUUUGUUAUUAUUUUUGGAUUCGCAAUUAAUUGGACAGAUGAUGGAUGUUAACACUACCCAACAGACAUUGAAAUACACGUCUGAUACAUCUUCCUUGCUCACAUGGGAUCAGAGAAAGUUUUAUGAGAACAAUGGAUAUUUGCUGGUCAAAAAUUUGGUGUCUCUGGAAAAACUUGCUCGAUAUGAGGACAGAUUUCAAAGGGUAUGCCUUGGAGAAGUACCUAGCCAAGAAAUGGACAUUAUGUAUGAUGUUGCUAUAGAAAGGUCAGAAUACAUUCCAGGAAAGAAAGCAAUUGCCAAAAUCCAAGGUUUCCAGUCAGAUGAAGUAUUCUUUGAAUAUUGUUGUUUGCCAGAGGUGUUAGACUAUGUGGAAAGCAUUAUUGGUUCAAAUAUCAUGGCAAUGCAUACCAUGUUCAUCAAUAAACCACCAGAUUCAGGCAUGAAAACAUCACGUCAUCCUAUGCACCAGGAUUUACAUUAUUUCCCCUUCAGACCUUCCCACAAAAUUGUAUGUUCUUGGACCCCAUUGGUGAAGGUAAAUCAAGAAAAUGGCUGCUUGGUGGUUGUUCCAGGAUCCCAUGUAAGACCCUUGCAACCUCAUGGCUAUCCAAAUUGGAAUGGAGCAGUUAAUAAAUUAUACCAUGGUAUUUUGAAUUAUACUGGAGAUGAAAGCCAUGUAUACUUGGACAUGGAACCUGGAGAUACUGUAUUCUUCCACCCACUUCUUUACCAUGGUUCCGGUAUGAAUAGGACUAAUAUAUUCCGAAAGUCUAUCAGUUGUCAUUAUGCAAGUGCAGAUUGCAGUUAUGUGGACAUUAAAGGAACAACCCAGGAAAAUAUUGCAGAAGAAGUGGCUGAAAUUGCCAAGAAGAAGAUUACCAAACUCUUUGGAAGUCUUGAAGGAUUUGAAAACAUUUCUCUUGAGGACACUUGGCGAAUUCGAGCCAGAUUGGUACGUGGCGUCUCAUCCAGUCUUACGGUGCGAUUCAACCUUGAUGUUUCCUCCAGAAAGAUUGGGCUGUUUCGAAAACUUACCAUCAUGUGGCAUCAGUUGCUUCAUUCCUGCAAAAAACUAAUCAACAGAUUCAUACAUUUGACACCCUUAAUGUCUCCUUCUCUUGCUCCUCUCACUUCCUUGUCAAUUGCUUGCUACCGAUGGAAACCUCUUUUCCUUCAUUACCGUCCUUUCAGCAUACAUCGUCUUCCAAACCCAGUUUCACCCGUUUUCCUCCAAGCAGACAAAUAUUUAGAGCGACUUGCAAUUGUUGAUCAACAUGGACAUUAUUCAUACAGUGACUUGCUUCAUUACAGUGCUGCCUUAUCAGAGAAAAUAACAUCUACAUGCAUACAUGGCAACACAAACCAAAGCCUAAAUGGACAACAGAUUGCCUUCCUUUGUGAAAAUGACAUGUCAUAUGUUGUGACACAGUGGGCCACAUGGAUGUCGGGGGCUGUUGCAGUUCCUCUCUGCAAGACUCACCCAAUCAGAGAACUUUGCUAUUUUGUCAAAGACUCACAAUCGUCACUGUUAGUAGUGACUGAGGAAUUUAGUAAAGUUGGAGAAGAGGUUUUACGAGAAGUUGGUGUACCAAUUUUAGUUAUAAAGGAGCAGGACUACAAAUCUGAUUAUGAUAAAUCUAAAAACUAUUGGCUGACUCAGUUUCAAGAAAGGAGGAAAAUGUUUGAUAAAAUGCUUACUUUGAAUGAGUUUAGAGAGAAGCCAGCCACAAUUAUAUAUACCAGUGGAACAACAGGGACACCAAAGGGUGUGGUUGUUAGUCAUGGCAAUUUGUAUGCGCAAAUAGAAGCUAUGAUUUUAGCUUGGGGAUGGACUUCUCGGGAUGUAAUUCUUCAUGUAUUACCUUUGCAUCAUAUUCAUGGAAUUGUCAAUGUGCUAAUGGCACCUUUGCACUGUGGUGCUACUUGUGUCAUGCUGACAAAAUUUGAUCCUCAUAUAAUUUGGGCUAAAUUGCUGAACCCUGUUGGUGUAAAUGGUGGAUUGAGAAUCAAUGUUUUCAUGGCUGUACCAACAAUUUAUGCUAAACUAAUUGAAGCCUUUGAUUCCAGAGGACAAACAAACAAUUAUAUGAGGAAUUUUGUGAAGACAACUUGCAAGAAUCGUAUCAGAUUAAUGGUGAGUGGUUCAGCCUCUUUGCCACAACCAAUCAUGGAACGUUGGGAAGAAAUUACAGGCCAUAAGCUAUUGGAACGCUAUGGAAUGUCAGAGAUUGGCAUGGCACUAACAAAUCCUUUGAAUGGACCUAGAAUCCCAGGUGCAGUUGGGCGACCAAUGCCUUGGGUAGAUGUUUGUAUUGCAAAAGCAAAUGUCUAUGCCAAAUAUGGAUACAAUGUGAUUGCCCAAGGGAAUAGCAGUUAUACUCAAAUUACACCUGGUAUGGAAGGUGAGCAAGGAGAGUUAUUUGUUCGGGGACCCAAUGUCUUCAAAGAAUACUUCCAAAGACCAGAUUCUACUAAGAAAGCUUUCACUGAAGAUGGUUGGUUUAAAACAGGAGACACAGCCCUUUAUGAAAAUGGAGUUUAUCGUAUAAUGGGUCGGACUUCAGUAGACAUCAUUAAAAGUGGUGGAUACAAGAUAAGUGCCCUACAUAUUGAACGCCACUUGUUGGCCCACCCAGAGAUUAUAGAUUGUGCAGUGGUGGGACUUCCAGAUAUUACAUGGGGUCAACGUAUUGCUGCUGUUGUUAUACUAAAGAAUGAUGCUACAAAAAUGCCUCUGGAGAAAUUAAAGAAGUGGGCUGAAGACCGUUUGCCAUCAUAUCAGAUCCCAACAGUUCUAAAGCAACUCAAAGUUAUGCCACGAAAUACCAUGGGAAAAGUGAACAAAAAAGAAAUUUUAACAAAUAUCUUUCCAGAAUAUGUACAAUUAUAUAAAAGUCUGUGA
Messenger RNA from Acanthosepion pharaonis, 2931 nucleotides. Lineage: Eukaryota; Metazoa; Mollusca; Cephalopoda; Sepiida; Sepiidae. The record is from the annotation of a GenBank genome assembly.